UGUUUUGGGACCACACAGUGUUUGUUGGGGGUGAGCUCCACAGGUUGAGCACCAUGAGCAGACCUCCGCCGGAUAUUAACGACAUGACUUCCCUCAAAGUGAACAACCUCCCCUACCGGACGUCUCCCGAAACACUCAGGCAGGUGUUCGAGAAGUACGGUCGUGUAGGGGACGUGCACAUCCCCAGAGACCCCUGUACGAGGGAGAACCGGGGCUUUGCAUUCGUGCGUUUCCACCUCAAGCAGGACGCAGAGCAGGCUUUGGACGGGAUGGAUGGCACCGUGCUGGAGGGACGGGAGCUCCGGGUGGAGAUGGCGCACGUCGAUGGCAUCAAAGUGGACACUCUCACCUCCCUCAAAGUGGACAACCUGACCUACCGCACAUCUCCAGACACGCUCAGAGUCAUGUUUGAGAUGUACGGCCGGGUCGGGGACGUGCACAUCCCCAGAGACCCCUACACCAAGGAGAGCAAAGGCUUCGCGUUUGUGCGUUUUCACCACAAGCGGGACGCAGAGGACGCGAUGGAUGCGAUGGAUGGAGCGAUGAUGGACGGACGGGAGCUGCGGGUUCAGAUGGCCCAUGGAGGAGGAGGAGGAGGCGGCCGGCGGGGAGGACAGAUCCGGAGGUCUGGAGGACAUGACCGCAAAAACAGGAGGAGUGAACAUCUGGCUCCGAGCUGCGGCUCCAGGUCGAGCAGCGUGGCCGACGAAGCCGCCGGACCGUCGUGGUUGCUCUGGAACGAGGGGCGGUCUCUCCAGCUCCCCGACCCCCUCAGCCCCUCGCUUCCUAAACGGAGGAAACUAAUGGACCCGCUCGGCGUUGAGGACGACGGGACGGGUCUACACAACACCGACAUCACGACCGUGCAGCCGCCUCGCACCGCCAAGAGUCUGGUGCUGCUGGAGAGCCUCGCCAUGCUCGCCGCGGAGAACGACAUCCUGAGAGAGGAGAACGAGAAACUGAAAAGACAGUUAGAGAAACAGAGGCAGACGUUCUUCCUUUAGCCUCGUUUUCUCCUUUCAGACUCUCUGAGCGGACUGUCA
This is a messenger RNA of Scomber japonicus (chub mackerel), 1043 nucleotides long. RefSeq lists its product as uncharacterized. The coding region runs from base 54 to 1004 and encodes 316 amino acids. Gene Ontology annotation, molecular function: RNA binding. The transcript has 2 exons. Lineage: Eukaryota; Metazoa; Chordata; Actinopteri; Scombriformes; Scombridae. The record is from RefSeq and is a predicted model, not a curated record.